This is a messenger RNA of Coccomyxa subellipsoidea C-169, 2373 nucleotides long. RefSeq names its product integrin alpha N-terminal domain-containing protein. NCBI's taxonomy places the organism in Eukaryota, Viridiplantae, Chlorophyta, Trebouxiophyceae, Coccomyxaceae. Bases 1 to 2373 code for a protein of 790 amino acids. The transcript has 13 exons. The record is from RefSeq and is a predicted model, not a curated record.
AUGCUUGGGUACAACAGGGGCGCGGGUGAUGAGGAGAUCCCUCAAGGCCUGUGCGAUACUAAUAUCAGGCUGAAAUGGAUGACAGAGGUCAGCUCGAGUGUGUAUGCCACCCCCAUCAUCCAUGACCUGCUCAGCGAUGGCCACAAGGACAUCAUAGUGCCGUCCUUUGUCCAUUAUGUGGAGGUGCUUGAUGGAGUCGAUGGGGCCAAAGCCUCAGAUGACUCAUGGCCGGCCUUCCACAAAAGUUUUGUGCAUGCCUCACCAGUCUUAUUUGACUUUGACGAGGACGGCGUACUCGAUAUUUUGAUAGCAACUUACAAUGGAGAGAUUCUUGUGGUCAAGGACACGGGAGAAGUGUUGGCGGAGAAACUGGUGGUGCCUAGAUUGAGAGUAAGGAAGGACUGGUACAAAGGCUUGGACGAUGACCCCACUGAUCACAGCCACCCUGACGUGGGCAUCAGACCUGAUGCCCAGGAUGGCUCCACAGUCGAGGCAAAUCUGACGGCGGGGAUGCGGCGGCAAUUGCUGGCUGUUAAUGAAUCGGGGAGCGCCCCUGGCGGACAGUCAGAUCUGAGAGCAGGGCAGCGGCGCCUGUUGCAGGCUGAGUCUAAGGUGGACAUUCCGGAGGAGGCAGCACAAACAUAUAAGGAACUUUUUGAGGACCCACACAACGAGUGGAACGCGGAAUUGGAGUCUGAUGAUGCUGCAUCCUACAUGCAUGACAUGGACAACCCAGGCAUCCGCGGCCUCAUUGAUGGCGACGGGUUUGACUCAGGGGAUGUGGCAGACUGGCACAGCAAGUAUGUGCAGCAUUAUGACGAUCACUAUGUGGAUGACUGGAAACCGCCCCCAGACAUGAGUGAGGAUGAGAUGUGGGGCGAUGAGUGGUUCUUUGAGGCUCCCCAUGAGCGCGAGAAGGGCUUCCUGCGGCUGGAUUCGCACAUCAUGAGCACUCCAGCCAUAGCAGACAUCGAUGGGGAUGGUCAGGCUGAGAUAGUCAUUGCUGCCUCAUACUUCUUUGACCCAGACUACUAUGAUGAUCCGGAGCACAAGAAGGAGCUCGGAGAGGACGUAGACGUGAGCAAAUAUGUCGCUGGAGGCAUUGUGGUGUUCAACUCGAGGACGCGCACCAUCAAGUGGCAGCAGCACCUGGACCUGUCCACUGACAGGACUGCCUUCAAGGCCUACAUCCAGGCCUCUCCCACUCUUGCUGACAUCAAUGGUGACGGCAAGCUGGAGAUUAUAAUCGGCACAAACAUGGGAUUUGUGUACGUGCUGGACUGCGAGGGGCGCACGGUGGAGGGCUGGCCGCUGCAGAUGGGCGCUGUGCAGGCGCAGGUGGCCGUGGCCGACAUCAACGGCGACGGCGCGCUCGAGAUCGUGGCCGCCGACGCGCGCGGCAACGUGGCCGCCUUCUCCGCUGACGGCUCCGAGCUCUGGGAGCGCCACGUCAAGAGCCUGGUCGCCCAGGCGCCGUCGCUGGGGGACAUAAACGGGGACGGCGUGCUGGAGGUGGUGUUUGCGAGCGCGUCAGGCGCCGUGUAUGCGCUGUCGGGAGUCAGCGGCCACGAUGUGGCGCCCUUCCCCUUCCGCACGCGCGGCCGCAUCACCGCCCCGGUGCUGCUCGUGCGCCUGCGCGACUCCGGCCCGGCGCUGCACGCCGUGGUGCAGUCCUACGACGGCCACUUGUACGCCAUCGACGGCGUCACAGGCUGCGCUGACACGGUGGACAUUGGGGAGACUGCGUACAGCAUGGUGCUGGCGGACGACAUGGACGGCAACGGGCGCAUGGACCUCGUCCUGGCCACCAUGAACGGCAACGUGUACUGCUUCGAGACCGCCGCCAGCUACCACCCCUUGAAAGCCUGGCCCUCCCAGGUGCUGGAGCACAGCGGGUUUGUGGCGAGGUACAACUGGGAGGGCGUGUAUGCAGUGGCGGCCAGCAGGGCGCCGCGCGACGUGCGCGGGCAGACUCUGGCAGUGCGCUUCCAGAUCAUUGACAAGCGCCCGCGCAGCACUGUUGGCGGCAGGAACGCCACCGGGGGGCCCUACAACGUGGCUGUCAGGCUGCAGGGUGUGGGUGUGGAGGAGAUGAAGGCUGGCGAUCAGCCGGUCAUCGGGACGACGUCUGUGCCAUGCCCACGGACGCGGUCCACGGCAACUGUGCGCAUAGAGAUGGUGGACGAGAACAAGCAAAUGUUUGUGGACACCUUUGCGCUGUCGUUCCACAUGCACUUCCACCGCCUCUUGAAGUGGCUACUGGUGGCACCCUUUCUGGCCUGCGUGGCUGCAGUGCUCAGCCUGCAGUUUGACAUUGACCUGCAGGAUGCCCUGCCCUCCUUCAACAGGAGAGUCUCCAUGAGUGCUCCAUGA